UUGUCAAAUAGUUUACUGACACUGACUAAAUACUCAAUCAAAAAUGAUUUACGAUUAUAAUGUAGAUCCCAAUGCGGACGAAAAUAUUAGUACUGAACCCAAUACCGAAGUUGAAUUUUUUAAUGCUAAAGCAUUUCUACAAACUGCGAGCACUAAUACUGGAGAUAAUUUAUAUGAUCACUUGACGGAGGUUUUGAACAAGAUUUUAGCAGAACGACCAGAAAAUAUUAUCGAUUUUUUCGAAGAAUAUAGUAGAAAAGUUAAAGAACGACGUUAUCGACCUUUGACAGACCAUUUAGAAGAUGUUUUUGUAGAACCUAGUCGGCUACAGCUUUCUACAAGUAUUAUGACCGCCUUGAAACCGCUUACCCCACAAGCACCAUCUACAGUUGAUCCGGAAGAUCUCGAGUUAGCUGAUAUGUCUAGAAAUAAUAUGAUGGAAUUAUUGUAUUACUUGGAACAAAUAGGUUUAGGUUUACCCCGACAAGAUAUGGCGUUUGUCAUGCUGUCGAUGCGAAAAAUGAUCCAUACUGAGCCUAUAUCCUGGAUACGAUUUUGGGGAAAGAUAUUUGGAAAGUUUAAUCAUUACCUGGUACUUGAAGCAGAACUAAAAGAAGAUGAAUAUAUGAAAAGGAAUGAGGAAUAUGAGGAAAAAACAAAACAAGAAGAAAUGGCCAAAAUUUUAGUAACAGGAGACGAAGAGUUGGAUAAAGCUUUGAAAGAUAUAUCAAAAAACCAAGAAGAAAUGGUAGGUGAAAGUCCUAAGUCAAAAAUCCCCAGACCCUUGCCACCCAUGCCUAAAAUACAGUAUGAAGAGCCACCUGAGCCACCCAUAGAACCUUCAGGUGUUGGUCUGAACAAAAAGAUUUACUUCGUAUGUUGCAAAACUGGUGAUUCUUGGAUACAGCUUCCAGAUACUACACCUAAAGAGAUCCGGAUGGCUCGGCAAAUAUACAAAUCAUUUACCGGAGAUCUAGAAAAAGAUAUAUUUACAUAUCCGGAAUUUCCGGGAAAGGAAAAGAACUACCUCAGAGCUCAAAUUUCAAGAAUAAGUGCCGGCACACAAAUCGCCCCUUUGGGAUACUAUACAUUUAGGGAAGAAGAAGCUGGCGAAGGUGCAGAAGAAGAAGAAGUGGGGGAAGAAGAACCCGGAGAUCAAGCUAAAACCGAAUACAAAAUUAAUUCGAAAUAUGAUCCUCCGUCCUUGAAAGAUUUGACAGACCGCUCCAUGUCAUUUUGGGUACAUUCCGCUCCAUAUAUCCUACCACAGGGACGAAUCUCUUGGUGGAAUCCAACUCCUGAUACUUUCGUGGAAGAUGAGGAAUUGGGCGAAGAAUUAGGAGAAGAAGAUGAAGAAGAUAAGGAAAAAGCUCCAAAGGCUGAACCUGAAACAGGUCCUCCACUCCUAACACCACUUUCAGAAGAUGCUUCAUUAGAAGCAGUUACACCGUGGAGUGUAAGAACAUCGUCGGAGAUUAUCGACAUGUACGCUUUGGCGGUAGUUAGAUCAAAUCUAUGGCCAGGCGCUUAUGCAUUUUCCACUCAAGGAAAAACUUUCCAUAACAUUUACAUUGGAAAUGGAUUGAAAUAUAUGCAACACAAUUUUUCACCAUCUCCUUUACCAACAGUACAACAGGAGUAUCCGGUUGGUCCAGAAAUUCUAGAGGUUAUGGAUCCCACCGGAGCUGAAGAAGAACAAUGGCGAAUUGAUCACUUGCCUAAACCAAAAGAAAUAGUUGGUGAAGGUGGGGAGGAGGCCGAGGCCGAGGAAGCAGAAGGAGAGGAAGAGGAGGAGGAGGAAGAAGAAGAGGAUUAAAGUUAUUAUAUUUUAAUUGUUUUAUUUGUAAUUUAUUCUUGUUUUAUCCAGUUAAUGUUUAUGGUCCUAAACUAUUGAAGGAUUGGACAUAUUUUAUAUGAAUACACUCACUGUGAAAUUUUCAA
Sitophilus oryzae (rice weevil) is the source of this 1941-nucleotide messenger RNA. RefSeq names its product radial spoke head protein 6 homolog A-like. Gene Ontology annotation, biological process: cilium assembly; axoneme assembly; cilium movement involved in cell motility. NCBI's taxonomy places the organism in Eukaryota, Metazoa, Arthropoda, Insecta, Coleoptera, Curculionidae. The record is from RefSeq and is a predicted model, not a curated record. Gene Ontology annotation, cellular component: radial spoke; axoneme.